Messenger RNA from Botrytis fragariae, 204 nucleotides. RefSeq lists its product as uncharacterized. The record is from RefSeq and is a predicted model, not a curated record. Lineage: Eukaryota; Fungi; Ascomycota; Leotiomycetes; Helotiales; Sclerotiniaceae. Bases 1 to 204 code for a protein of 67 amino acids. The transcript has 2 exons.
AUGGCAGCAGGCUCAUAUAGUUCGAAGAUCAGAUUUUUCGAGGCAGCAGAUCUUACGAAUGCUCCACGUUGUUACAAACGAGCUGUCAGAUGUCUUCCCGCCAAAUUCUCUGUCAAUAGAUACACCAAGGAAAGACAAGUUCUUCCCGACGACAGUCAGUUCGCCCAACGGCGAGUUUCCAAUACUGGCCAUGCCUUCGAAUAA